GUCCAUUCGUUUCUAUUUUGUUCUUCCUCGUUCUAUCAUCACUUUCUCAGAAAUACUCUGCUCCCAUUAUCGCGUUUCGGCCGUGCCCAACGCGGUUUGUCCUCGUUAAAACAUGAUUUAGGACAAUCUCUUUUACUCUAUAUAUAUAAGUAAUUCCUUCUUGCCCUUUGCAAGUAUUUAAGAAUUCCUUUCCCCUUCAACCAGGUCAUCUGUUUUCUCUCUUUACUAACUAUCUAAGAAUUCAUUUCCCCUUCAAGCAGGAAUCCAGUUAUUGCUGAAGUUUUUGAGAAAACAAUUCUGUCAAACUUAAAUACUACUGCUUCAGCAUUGCCAACAGGGCACUAGGAGAAAAGGGAGAAACACAUGUCAAAGUUUAACAUAAAUUCCUUUCCAUCUUCCUCAUGGCAAAUCCGAAGCUCUUUACAGGGUCCGGUUGCCAUCCUUUGGGACAUUGAGAACUGCCCUGUACCAAGUGACGUGCGUCCGGAGGAUGUGGCCGGUAAUAUUAGGAUGGCUUUACGGUCCCAUCCUAUAAUUGAUGGAGCAGUGACAAUGUUUUCAGCAUAUGGGGAUUUUAAUGCAAUUCCAAAGCGACUAAGAGAGGGAUACCAGAGGACAGGUGUCAAACUCGUAGACGUACCCAAUGGGAGAAAGGAUGCAGCAGACAAGGCAAUCUUGGUCGACAUGUUCCUUUUUGCUCUUGAUAAUCGCCCACCCUCAUCAAUCCUGUUGAUAUCGGGAGACGUAGAUUUUGCUCCUGCCCUUCAUAUUCUAGGUCAACGUGGAUACACCAUUAUCCUUGUUAUUCCGUCUAGGACAGGAGUCUCUUUGGCUUUGAGUAAUGCUGGCAGGUUUGUAUGGGACUGGUCUACUGUGGCUCGUGGGAAAGGGUCUGUGCCCUGGGCUAAGACCACAAUUCCUUGUGCAGAUGUUGUUGGUUUUCCAUUGGGAUUUCCAAUCAACGGGUGUAUAGACAGUCCAAAUGAAGAAGAAGAAGAAGCAAUAUUAUAUAAUGGCAUCUCGAAAAGCUAUUAUAAUACCCAUGAUUGCUCGAUGAUAUCAGAGUCUAUGUCUGAAUGUAAUGGUAAUUCAGUAUCUUUACCCAAAAAUCCUAUGACUUCAAGAUCACAAACUCUACGCUGUGGUUUGGAUGAAGUUUCAUUAGGUAAGCUUGCUUCUAGUGAGCCAAAUGACGUGACCUGUGUACAGCCACAAGGCCUAAAACCACAGGGUGAUCUAAACGUUUUGAAGGGACAACUCGUAAAGUUACUUGAAUUGUCAGGGGGAUGUUUACCACUACUCCGGCUAACUGGAGAAUACCACAAAAUGUACAGGAAGCAUCUGUGUCUGUCUGAAUAUGGCGUAUCGAAGCUUGUAAGACUUCUGGAAAAAAUGGAUGAUUUGAUGAUUGUUGAGGGAAUAGACAAAGAGAGAGUCGUCUACCUCUGUAACUCAAACUCCAGACCAGAUAUUCCUUCCUUUAUUUUAGCAAAGAAGGAUACUGAAGAGAAAGGAGCUUUAGAGGAUAACCUUGACGUUAUGGCAGACUCUGGAUCUUCAGGGGAAUUCCCCAACAACGAAAGGGUGGUUGUAGAGGAACAUGGAGAUGUUACAAUGAGACUCAAGCUCGAGCAAUUUCUUCGUCAGUUCUGUUCAGGUGAUUUACCAGCAAAGGUAUAAAAAAAAUGCUGGAUUAUCCAAACUAGGUUUGGCGAAGGUGAGAGUUGAUCAUACACUCUAGACAGAAUUAAGGGAUAAAAAUAAAUUAAAAUCGUACUUGUUUACUUGAAGACAUACAUGCCAGCAAAGGAGUGAUGUCUCAGGUAUUCUCAUUGUUACCUUGUUCGUACUUGUACCCAUAUUAUUGAAACUUUUACAGGUGUGAUCGUCUCUGUUAUUAUACUUCUCGUCCCACUCAAUCUUGCAUGUUCACCGUACAAUGAUCGACGCAAUAUUAUGUUAGCCUAGCUUGUUCUUGUGGACCAACGAGGGGAAAUAUUUCUGUAAAUUGACUUGCGUCUGUAAUGAUGAUUUAAUUGGUACAAGUUACUGUCUCUUUUUGUAAAUUGGCUUAAUCUUAUCUAUGAUUCCAGUAUCUCUUGUGAUAAAAGAAGCAUACAACAGUCUUGUAUUGAAUUUUAUGUUUUA
Molecule: messenger RNA, 2148 nt
Organism: Olea europaea var. sylvestris
Lineage: Eukaryota; Viridiplantae; Streptophyta; Magnoliopsida; Lamiales; Oleaceae
Exons: 2
Coding region: 364-1680 (438 amino acids)
Biological process (GO): regulation of gene expression
Cellular component (GO): peroxisome
Molecular function (GO): RNA nuclease activity
Source: RefSeq, a predicted model, not a curated record